AUGAAAAUGCGCGGUGGGACCUUCCUCUCCGUCCUCUCCACCCCGUUCCCCACGCGCGCGCGCGCUCCUCGCAGAGGCUGGCUCCCGGCAGGAGGCUCGGAAGCGUUCCAGAGAUUCCCAAAGAUGUCAACUCAAGGACAUACUUGGGCCCGUCAGGUGAAGAAAGAGGGUGAGGAAGAGGACCCCCUGGACCUGCUGAUCUCCCGCUCUGGCUGUGCUGCUUCCCACUAUGCAGUGCAGGAGUGCAUGGCCCAGCACCAGGACUGGCGACAGUGCCAGCCACAGGUGCAGGCCUUCAAGGACUGCAUGAGUGAACAGCAGGCAAGACGGCGAGAGGAGCUGCAGAGGAGGAAGGAGCAAGACAGUACCCACAGCUGAGCCCCCAAACCAUCUAUCCCCAGAGAAUGGCCUGCAGAAACUAGCACCCAGACAAAUCCUAAACAGUGGAAGUGUGGGCCAAAAGGUAUAAAACUCUGGGAUAGUCUGGGAUUGGGGUUGAGAGCCAGGCAGCCAUGGGCUUGGACAUGACUGUCAUAUAGAAAGAGCUGUCAUAUUUUAUUUGUUUAAAAAUCUUUAUUGUUGAAAGUA
Molecule: messenger RNA, 588 nt
Organism: Myotis brandtii (Brandt's bat)
Lineage: Eukaryota; Metazoa; Chordata; Mammalia; Chiroptera; Vespertilionidae
Product: cytochrome c oxidase assembly factor 4 homolog, mitochondrial
Exons: 2
Coding region: 1-378 (125 amino acids)
Biological process (GO): mitochondrial respiratory chain complex IV assembly
Cellular component (GO): mitochondrial intermembrane space
Source: RefSeq, a predicted model, not a curated record